CUUGAAUCACUAUCGACUUUCCUUCUUCAUGCUAACCAAACAGUUCUCUCUACCUUUUGGCGCAUAUGAGGUGACAGACAGCUGCUAGGAAGAGCAUAAUGCACAGUAACAAACAGUUUCAAGCAAGCAAAGUCAUCGAUGACUCACAAAUGAAUCUGGUAUGCUGGAGUCACACUGAAUUCACAUCCAAUGACGACAGUUGAGUUGCACGACUCCGUACAGGCUUCGUACAAAGCUGCAACAUGCUAUUCCAAUUGUUUUUGGCGGCACUUUACAUACCGAACCCAUACUUUCGUACCGAACCCAUACUUUCGUAGUAUAUAUAGAGCUCUAUUCCUCAGAUCUCCAUCUCUGGUAGCAACAGCGGGUGUUUCACUUUCCUCGUCUUGGCAUCUUUAGUCAUUUCCCAUCCAGUAUGCCGUCACUUUACUUAGUUGCAGCGACUGCUUUCAUUGUAGUUGGCUACGUAGUCAAGAUCGUUCUAGCAGGUCAGCGAUCACCUAUCUCGAAACUGCCGGGUACAUGGCACUCAAAGUACACUAACCUUGUCCUACGCUUCCACAUCUUAUCCGGCCGCCGAAUCUUCUACGUGGACGAUCUCCAUCGACGAUAUGGCGACGUAGUCCGCAUCGCACCAAAUGAAGUCGCUGUCGCGGACAUUGCUGGCGUGUCCCAAAUCCACAAGAUCGGUUCUGGAUUCCUGAAGUCGAGCUUCUAUGCAAACCUCACUCCCACUCGCGAGCUGGGAAUUUUCGCCAUGCAGGACCCUCACGACCACGCUGCUAGACGAAAGCUCUUCGCGCGUGCUUUCAGCAACUCGAGCAUGAAGGGCAACUGGGAGGCGGAGAUCAGACGCAAGACUACACUUGCCGUCAGUCAAAUCAAGAACGCUGCAGUGGAACCAGGCAAGGGGGCUGAUGUUCUCAAAUGGUGGACACUCAUGGCAACGGAUGUGAUUACGCAUUUGAGCUUUGGUGAGAGCUUUGGCAUGCUUGAGCAAGGCAAGCAAACAUCAUACAUUGAUGCGCUACAGGCGGCGCUGCUAGGUGGCGUGCUCCGCGUUGAGCUGCCUCUCGUGCAUAAGAUACUAAGAUAUCUCCCCCUGAAGGGUGCACAGAAGAUGGCCACUGCUGAUGAUGUGGUAUACGACUAUGGUGCUCUUGCCAUCCACAAUAUGCGUAGCAGCCAGGGCAACACCCUGAAUCUCUUCGGCCAGAUGCUGGCUGCCUGCGAUGAUUACGAGAAGGCAGCGCUCCCCGACAGAGCGGUCCGGGAAGAGGCAAGCAACCUCAUUGUAGCGGGCUCUGAUACUACCGCUGUGACUUUGACCUACUUGGUCUGGGCCGUUCUGAAGGACCCUGCACUCCAGGCUCGCUUGGAGGAAGAGGUAGCUGGACUGAGUGAUCAGCUGGGCAUGACGGAGCUCGAGAACGCACCCCUGCUCAACAGCGUGAUUGAAGAGACCCUGAGAUUGUACGGAGCUGCACCAGGAGCCCUGCCACGCAUCGUACCGAGUCAAGGGAUGAUCGUCGCUGGCCAUCAACUCCCCGCUGGUACUGAGGUUAGCACACAAGCUUACACACUCCACCGAGACCCUAGAAUCUUCCAAGAGCCGCUCCGGUUCGAGAGCAACCGCUUCAUGGACAAAUCGAAACUUUCGGCCCAGCAGAAAGCUGCGUACAUGCCCUUUGGCGGUGGCAGUCGCGUGUGUCUUGGCAUUCAUCUUGCGUAUAUGGAGCUCCGGUUGGCAACAGCUUUGUUCUUCAGGCAAUGUCGUGGAGCUAAGAUGAGCGAUUGUAUGCGGGACGAAAUGAUGGAGAUGGACAACCGUUUCCUGAUCGCCCCGAAAGGUCACCAUUGUUUCGUGACACUGAGAUGAUUCCGGUCAUAUCCGAGUUGAAGAAUACGAAGUGCACAUGUCCAAAUAUAUUUUCCUGCGAGUGUG
This is a messenger RNA of Macroventuria anomochaeta, 1945 nucleotides long. RefSeq names its product cytochrome P450 3A17. The transcript has 4 exons. The coding region runs from base 416 to 1879 and encodes 487 amino acids. NCBI's taxonomy places the organism in Eukaryota, Fungi, Ascomycota, Dothideomycetes, Pleosporales, Didymellaceae. The record is from RefSeq and is a predicted model, not a curated record. Gene Ontology annotation, molecular function: heme binding; oxidoreductase activity, acting on paired donors, with incorporation or reduction of molecular oxygen; monooxygenase activity.